This is a messenger RNA of Rotaria sordida, 795 nucleotides long. NCBI's taxonomy places the organism in Eukaryota, Metazoa, Rotifera, Eurotatoria, Philodinida, Philodinidae. The record is from the annotation of a GenBank genome assembly.
AUGAUAGGUGAAAUUCUUGUAUUUCUUCCUGGUUGGAAUGAAAUCGUUAAAUGUACACAAUUACUUGAAAUAUUUGAUCGACCACCUCAUCCAACUUUACGUAAAGUUAUUUUAUCAAGAUCAAUUAGUGAAAGAUGUAUUACUAUUAAUGAUCUUGUUUAUGCUAUUGAUAGUGGUCGAACAAAAGCAAGACGAGCUGAUCGAACUCAAUCCGGUGAAUGUUAUCGUUUAUUUACUCGUUGUAAUCAACGUCUUUCAUUUGUUGAUUUUCCUCAAGGUGAAAUGAUCACAUCACGUUUAGAUAAGAUUUAUUUACAAGGAAAAUUAUUAAAUGUAAAUAAUGUUAAAGCAUUUCUUCAAAAUGCACUUUAUCCACCAUCAAUUGAACCUAUUCAACAUGCUGAACAAUUUUUAUAUGAUAUUGGUGCAUUUAUAUCUCAUACAAAUCAAUUAACACCAAUUGGAAAAAUUCUUCCUCAAAUAUUUAAUAAUUUAUUUCGUUUACCCAUGGCUCCUCAAAUCGGCAAAUUAUUAAUCAUGGAUUAUUUAUUUUCUUGUUUUCAUUCAAUAUUAACAAUUCCAUCAAUUUUAACCUAUCGAGAUCCACAAUCUAUACUUCGUCUUGAAUUAUUUUUUCAAUCUCCACCAAAAGAUAAUAAUCUUCAACAAUCUUAUGCCAACGAAUUUCAAAAUAAUCAUGAUCGUAAUCAAGAAAAUUAUUUUUUAUCCAAACAAAAUCAAUCCGUAGAGAUUAAAAUAUUAACAAUUUAUUGGUUACUUACAGAAAAAAGUUAA